Mercurialis annua (annual mercury) is the source of this 1191-nucleotide messenger RNA. RefSeq lists its product as uncharacterized. The coding region runs from base 1 to 1191 and encodes 396 amino acids. The transcript has 2 exons. The record is from RefSeq and is a predicted model, not a curated record. Lineage: Eukaryota; Viridiplantae; Streptophyta; Magnoliopsida; Malpighiales; Euphorbiaceae.
AUGUCCUUGGGUGUGUGGACUGAACGGUUCGACCUUCAUGACGGGCCUCUAUUUUCGCCUAUAUUUGAGUUUUUCUCGAUUAGAUAUUUCAAAGCAUAUAUGAAUGGCAAUGGGGAACUUGAGAAUAGACUAUUAGGCUACAUAGAUUGGUGUUCUGCAGAUACAAUAUCUAAGAUUGAAAUUGAGAAAAUGGGUAAAGCCUUAGGAUUAGAAGUUGGGGAGUAUAAGUAUUUUUGGACAAGUCCUACUCAUGGCUUCCUAAGAGAGUUGGCAUCAGACAUUGAUGUUCUUAACAUGGCUGAAGUUGUGGGUCCUUCUAGGGUGGUGAUAGUAGAGGCUAGGCUCUCGACUCCUGUGAAUACCAAUGUGAAUGUCAAUGAACCAGAAAUUGUGGAUGCCGAUGACAGUGAUGUGUAUGAUUCAGACUACUCGUUUGGUGGUGAUGAAGAUAUGGAAAAUGAUGACAUUGUAUCAUUAGAAUCCGAGUCUUUCCAUGAGGAACAACCUGAUGCUGUGGUAGAUGAUGAGGCUGUAGAGUCUGAAGCUGCUGCAGAGAAUGGUGAGGCUGUGGAGUCUGAAGCAGAUCAACCAUUAGACUGCCCUUCAUCUGAUUAUGCAGGGUCAGAGCAGUUACUGUCAGGCUCUGAUAGUGACAAUGAAGGGUUAUCCAGGCCUAGGUUUCCAGACUUUGAUGAAGAUAACAUCAAUGAUCCUCAGUUUGAAGUAGGGAUGAUGUUCAGUAGUUUCCAACAGUUCAAAGAGGCAUGUAGAAACUAUGUCAUUAAAAACAGAUAUGUUAUCAACUUCAAGCCAAACAAUAAGAGGAGAUGCAAAGCCAUUUGCAAGAAAAGCUGCCCUUUCUUCAUGUGGGCUUCUUUGAUGAGCAAGGACAAUUCAACUGUCCAGAUCAAAACUGGAAUUCUGACCCAUUCAUGUCCUAGGGAGCAUAGCAUAAGACAUGUCAACACAAAGUGGGUGUCAAAGGAAUACCUAGAGCAGUUUAGGUCAGACCCAACCUGGAAGCUAGAGGGUAUAAUGCAAGCAGUUAGGACAAACCAGAAGAUAGAGAUAUCAAAGACAAUUGCCUAUAGAGCCAAGAAGAGAGCUUUAGGUAUCAUUAAUGGAGAUGAGACAGAGCAGAUUAGUCUGCUGCAUGACUAUAGACUUGAGCUCAUUAGGACACACCCUUGA